Molecule: messenger RNA, 4739 nt
Organism: Nicotiana attenuata
Lineage: Eukaryota; Viridiplantae; Streptophyta; Magnoliopsida; Solanales; Solanaceae
Product: pentatricopeptide repeat-containing protein At2g26790, mitochondrial
Exons: 6
Coding region: 165-2678 (837 amino acids)
Molecular function (GO): protein binding
Source: RefSeq, a predicted model, not a curated record
UAUUUUUUUCCGACAGUAAAAUAUUUUUGAACAAUUCGUAUAUAAUUUGGGUUUAGGGUUUAAGAGUAGCAUAACUCGCUUUUGCUACACUAUCACUUGAACGAACACAACAGUCGAAGGAAACUUCCUACAAUCAAAUCAAAUGCGUGUCUGAAAUUUUUUCCAUGUGGGUUUCAACAAUAAGGUCAGCUUCUUAUAGAUACCUAUUCAAGAACAGCAAUCAAUUUAUUCGACCGAAAUCAGUUUCUUCAGUAGCUCAAUUAAGCCCAUAUUUUUCAGAUUCUAGUUCUGAUGAACAAAAUGGAAAUACCCAAAUGAAAAAUAGUACUAACAAUAUUGUUGAGGUAAAUUCAUAUUGGGUCACUGAAAUGCUCAACAGUUUAAAGGAAGAGCCGGAAAAUGCUUUAUUAUUUUUUCGUCAAUUAAAAGAAAGUGGGUUUAAACAUGAUGUACAAACUUAUAUGGCUAUGGUUAGGACAUUUUGUUAUUGGGGUAUGGAUAUGAAAUUGGAUUCUUUGUUUUUGGAGGUUAUAAAUUGUGGAAAAAAGGAUUUGGGGUUUGAGGCUUCUGAUUUGUUUGAGGAAUUGGUGGAGGGGUUAAAUGCCGAGGGCCCGAAUUCGUUGGUUCGGGCUUUAGAUGCAUUGCUUAAGGCUUACGCGAGUUUAAGGAUGUUUGAUGAAGCUAUUGAUGUGUUGUUCAAGACGAAGAGGUGUGGUUUUGGGCUGAGUGUGUUGUCGUGUAAUUAUCUCAUGAAUCGCCUUGUUGAGUGCGGGAAAGUAGAUAUGGCCGUGGCGGUUUAUAAACAGUUGAAAAGGAUUGCGGUGAAACCCAAUGUGUAUACAUAUGGAAUUGUGAUCAAGGCAUUGUGUAGAAAAGGUAAUUUGGAAGAAGCGGUUACUGUAUUUGAGGAGAUGGAGAAAGCUGGUGAAACUCCUAAUGAGUUUACUUAUUCCACUUAUAUUGAAGGGCUUUGCUCGUAUGGUAGAUCAGACUUGGCUUAUGAUGUAUUGCGGGCAUGGAAAGGGGCGAAUGUACCCCUUAACGUCUACGCCUAUACUGCUGUAAUUCGUGGGUUUGUUAAUGAGAAGAGGUUGCAAGAAGCAGAAAUUGUUCUGCUUGACAUGGAGGAGCAAGAACUGAUCCCUGAUGCCUUUUCUUAUGGGGCUAUAAUUCAUGGUUACUGCGAUAUCGGGAAUAUUACUAAAGCUCUGGAUUUCCAUGACAAGAUGGAAGCAAGGGGUAUCAAAAGUAAUUGUGUGAUUGUCAGCUCAAUUCUUCAGUGCUUGUGCAAAAAUGGCAAGGCAUGUUAUGUUGUUGAUCAGUUCAAAAGUUUUAUGAAGCAGGGCAUUUUUCUUGAUGAGGUGGCUUAUAAUGUCGUAAUUGAUGCCCUGUGCAAACUCGGUAGGUUUGAAGAGGCGGUGGAGUUGCUUGAUGAGAUGAAGGAUAAGAAGAUGACACUUGACAUUGUGCAUUACACUACUUUUAUAAAUGGGUAUUGCCUCCAUGGAAAAAUACUAGAUGCGUUGGAGUUAUUUGAAGAAAUGAAAGAGAAAGGCUUGAAACCUGACGUUAUUACUUAUAAUGUGCUAGCUGGUGGAUUUUCUAGAAAUGGCCUUGUUAAAGAGGCACUUCACCUUUUGGACCAUAUGAAGGGACAAGGCUUGACGCCAACGACUGUCACACAUAAUGUGAUUAUUGAGGGCUUAUGUGUUGGAGGUUAUGCAGAGGAGGCUGAAGCAUUUUUUAGUAGUUUGGAGUAUAAAUCUGUAGAAAAUUAUGCUGCCAUGGUGAAUGGAUAUUGUGAAUUAGGCAAAACUAAAGAUGCCUAUGAACUUUUUGUUAGGCUAUCAAAACAAGGCAUUUUAAUUAGAAGGAACUCUCGUUUGAAGCUUCUGAGUAGCCUCUGUCUGGAAGGUGAAUACGGGAAAGCCAUAAAGUUGUUCGAGAUAGUGUUGACUUUAGGUGAUGACACUUGUAAAAUAAUGUACAGCAAACUAAUUGCUUGUUUAUCUAGUGCUGGAGAUAUGAAAAGGGCCAGGUGGGUGUUCGAUAAUAUGGUUUGGAGAGGAUUAACGCCUGACGUGGUUAUUUAUACUAUGAUGUUAAAUGGUUACUGCAAGGUGAAUCACUUGCAGGAAGCUGUUAUUCUUUUUGAUGAUAUGAAGGAAAGGGGCAUUUCUCCUGAUGUGAUCACUUACACAGUUAUGCUUGAUGGUCACUCUAAAAAUCUAAAAAGAGAUCGAUCAUCAUCAGAUACAAGGAGGAAUGGCGGAGAAAGAAAGGAUACAUGGUGGAAUAAUGAGGAAAAGAUAGACCCUUCAACUUUUUGGAGUGAAAUGAAGGAGAUGGAAUUAAAAGCUGAUGUUAUUUGCUACACUGUUUUGAUUGACAGUCACUGUAAAUCAGAUAACAUUGAUGAUGCUAUUCGCCUUUUCACUGAAAUGAUUGAUCGAGGUUUAGAACCUGAUAGUGUUACAUACACAGCUCUGAUAUGUGGCUAUUGUAAGCAAGGACAUGUUGAGAUGGCUAAAGACCUUGUGAAUGAGAUGUGGAGUAAGGGAAUACAACCAGAUAGCCAUACAAUCUCAGCAUUACAUCAUGGCAUCAUAAAGGCCAAAAAGGUGCACCUUAGGCAUAACAAUAACUCGGGAAAAACAGAGGUGAUUCGAUCCUCAUAGAUGAGUGACAUUUAUUGGAGCUCUAUUGCACUGCGUAAGUUGUCUAUUAUGGAAAUGCGGAGCUUCAUGCAAGGAUUAUCAGGAAAAUGCACAAGUAAAUUACAGCAGGGAUUGGGGUGCCAAGCAUCAGACCAACAUGAAACAUUCUGGUCAAUCUAUACCUGUUGGUGGUCUUGCCUAUAAUAUUGCUGCACCAUGAAGCCUGGCGGAUACAAUAGCACAUACUUUCAAUGCUAUAUUGUAUUCACUGCUGUCAGCUUGUGCUUUGUUCUUGAAAACUUGGAUCAAGGUUUCAGGAUCAUCAGCCUAUGUUGUAGCUAAGCCGUUAAAGGAAUGGUGAUGGCUGGGUAUGAGAAAUCAAACAUGUACCAAGAGUUAAACCUCUAGAUAUGGACAGCUGCAGCCUUUGGUGGAGAGCGCGUGGUAUCCAGACUGUGUUGGGGUGAUCUGAAAGGAGCAGUUGGUUCAGGGAGUGGAAUUUCUUGGCAGUCGCCAUCAUAUAUCAGUAUUUUGACACAUACAAGAAGGUUUCAGAUCAAAGAUCAAUAAUUGGACAGCCUUGCAACAACAAGAAAGCUAGCUGAAAAAGAUGCAGUAACUGAGGCUCUGGAAGGGCGCCGUUCUUUGUGUCUUUUUUGCAUAUAUUGUAAAAGAAAAAGUUUCAUGUUAUAACCAUGUUGUAUAGAAACCUCUUUUGAUUAUAAUUAUCCAUUUUGAUUUCAAUACGGAGCACUGUGUUUACUAUCACCACCACAAUUGAAAAAAAAAAUUCUAAAUUGUUGGGCCCUGCAUAGCAUGGACAUCAUCCCUCUAGUUUGAGAUAUAUAUAGAAAGAUGAAGCCAAGAUCAGUUUCAACAUGUCUUUUUCUUGGGAUUUAAUUCAAAGCUGUUGUACUUUUUUGCUCCGAUAGUCUAAAAAUGUUCUCAAUAUGACCCCAAAAAAACCCAGAUGUCUCUAAUCUUAAUACCUUUCAUUUCCGUUUGAACAGCUUAUAUAGCUCUUUAUAUAAGGACUUACGUGUCCUUUUACGCUGCAACAAACAGCCACCUCACCAAAUACCUUAUUUUCCUCUUUUUUCUCCAAAAUCUUCUUUGCCUCGGUUUCCCUGCUAGUUGUGUCUUUCUUUAAGUUUCCCCAAUUUCUACCCUGUUCAGUUUCUUGUUCACCUUUGUUUAUUUGAUCUCUGCUGUUUAUUGAUCAGGUUUUCUUGGCUUUUAUUUGUUUUCUGUAAUUCAUCUGCUUUGUCUACAUGGAGAAAAUCUAUCCGUGCACCCUCCAAAUUCCAUAUGCAUCCUUCUGGUCUUCCGCAAGGUCAGAGCACAGAGAAGUAGAAAGAAGAUGCAGCAGCUUAUUUAUUGGUAUACCGCGUGGAAAAGGACGGCAUCCAUCGUUUACCCACUGUGGUCAUGCAUUGAUAGUUCAAUUUUGAGAUUUGGAAUGUGAGACUUUAAAUUUUAUGCAAGAGUUGGUUUAUCGUAUUUGAUCCUGGUAUAUUUGUUGAUUCAUAAACUGAUGUUUAGUACCAGCAGAAAUUAGAAAAUAACUUAAAAGAGACUUCAAGAUGAAUGUGCCCUUAUUGCUUAGACAAUGAGGUACUGGUGAAAUGAAGGAUGAAUUCCAUCUGUUACUACAUAUUAAUUUAGUUUAAUCUUUUUGAGCGUAGUGCAUUUGUUGAAGAAUAUGGAUGUGAAAUGGAUAAAGGUAGUACAUGGCUGAAGACGCUGAAAAUCUAGUCUGGUACCUGCAACAUAAGUAUGUUUUGUACCUCGGAUCUUCCAAAGGUUUGGCUGAGAGACGAGUUUCAACCAUUGUUUUGAGAAAAAACGAAGUUUGAUCUCCUUAUAUGCGAUAUCAGGUAGAUUGUAGUUUAUCUGUACAUUCCGAUCUUUUCUAUGUUUUUUGUUUUUUUUUAUAAAUAAGUGAUUUUCGCCAUCUUAUGAUCCAAAGAAGAAUGAAGAAUACAACAAUAACAACCCCGUAGAGUAAACAUGAGAAAAUUUUCUUUUAGACUCGCUUCUUUGCCGGUGGCUGCUGGUGAAGCCAGUUCUAUGAGGCAAGUC